Melospiza georgiana is the source of this 2084-nucleotide messenger RNA. It is a transcript of the gene TDRD5, whose product is annotated as tudor domain containing 5. Gene Ontology annotation, biological process: spermatogenesis. The transcript has 11 exons. The coding region runs from base 1 to 2022 and encodes 673 amino acids. NCBI's taxonomy places the organism in Eukaryota, Metazoa, Chordata, Aves, Passeriformes, Passerellidae. The record is from RefSeq and is a predicted model, not a curated record.
AUGGGGCUGGCAGAGGUGGUCUCCAGCUGCAGAAAAGGCAGAAGACAGGAGCAACUUCCCCCGGCCGGGGCGUGGCAGCGGAAAGCCCAUCCCACCUCAGCGCCGAGGGCGGUGCCGACCGCUCCCCCUCAGCGGCGCAGCAAUGGCGGCCCCGGCCGGCGUGAGGGGGCGAGGAGCGGCCCCGCCCCGCCCUCGCGCCCCAAAGGCGGGAAAGGCGCCGCGCAGGCGCACGGCGAGGCCGCAGCGAUGGCGCCGUGCGUGUGGGCGCGGGGGACGGAGGCGUCGAAGCAGCAGGCGCAGCUGAUGGAGGUGCUGAAGAAGGAGGUGAGGGCCAUGCUGAUCGCUGCCAAGGCGGGCCUGACGCCGGAGCAGCUGGAGGAGCAGUACAUGGCCAUGGUCUGCAAACCUCUCCCUCUGCGUGACCUGGGCUUCCAGUCCACCAUGGAGCUGGUGACACAAAUGCCUGAAGUUGUCCAGAUCUGUUCUUCUAAGAAUGGUGCUUUAAUCCUCAAAGCCAUUGCAGAUGACUCCACCAAAGGGAUUGCCAGGCUGGUUGCCAACCAGAAAGUAAAGACACGCAAGACAUCAAAGAAAACCGCCACAAAGGCAAAUUCUUCUUUUCCCACUAAGUACUCUAAAAAUCCACAGAGUUUCCAUCCCCUGAGUGCUGGGACUCCUGUCCUGCCAGCAAUGGUGAAGGCUGAGCUGCAGGACCUGCUGAGCUCCUCACCACUCCUGCUGGCAGACUUGGACAAGGCUUUCCUCCGACGCUUUGGCCGGGCGUUCCAGUACAGGCAGUACGGGUUUCUGUCCGUGUUUGAAGUCCUCAGGAGCGUGUCUGAUUCCAUUGCUGUUGAGCAAACAAAGGCAGGUUCCUUGCUGGUCCUGAGGAAGUACUUGGCAAGCAAGAUAGAGCAGCAAGUGGUGCCUCAAAGUGAGGCUGAGGAAGAGGAGAUGCCUCAGAGUGAAGCUGAGGAGGAAAAGGUGCCUCAAGGUGAGGCUCAGGAGGAAAAGGGGCCUCAAGGUGAGCCUCAGGAAGAAGAGAUGCUGCAAGCAGCAUCUGCAGCUGAGGUGCCUUCUUUGGAGCCCACCUGUGAGACAAAGAGCUGCUGCCAGGCAGCAACUCUGAUGGAUUCAGAGCCAGUGCAAACACCAGCAGUAGAUUUGGGUGAUCACCUCAAACAGCAUCAAGGUCUUGAGCAGUUUCCAGUGACUCCAGAAAUCCCUCCAGAUGCUGUCCAGGACAGAAGCCUGUGCAGUUUGCCUCCUCUGAAGAGCAGGUGCUUGGUGGGAGUCAUUGUGGAGUUCGUCGUCUCUCCCAGCCAGUUCUACAUCCACGUCUGCAGCACAGAAGCCUCCUAUAAACUGCAGGAUCUGAUGUUUGAGAUGAGACAUGUUUACUCACACAAAGUUGCUUCUGAUAAAUACAUCAUGCCUGAGUCUGCAGUGAGGCCUGGGCAGCUGUGCUGUGUCAUGGUCUCCAAGUGGUGGUACCGUGUCAUCAUCCACCGUGUGAUCAAUGACCACGAGGUGGAGGUGUUCUAUGCAGACUAUGGACACCUCCAGAUUGUCCAGAAGUCUUGGCUGAGAUUCCUCAAGUGGCACUACUUGAAGCUCCCUGCUCAGGCCAUCCCGUGUUCCUUGGCAUGGGUAAAACCUGUACAGGGUACAUGGUCCAGUGCAGCAAUUCUCCUGUUCAAGCACCUCUGUCGCUUCAAGGAGCUGGUGGGCGUGGUGGAUGAAUACGUGGAUGGUGUUCUGUACCUCUUCCUGUGUGACACAUCCACCAAGGAGGAUAUCUACUUCCACUCAGUCCUCAGGGAUAUGGGAUAUGCUGAUGUCUGUGGGGAGAACAUCCCUUCCCAGGAAUUUGAGGAACUGAAUCCUUCAGCCUUGUAUGUUCAGCCCAGUGGAAAGCAGGGGAAUGCUGAGGUGAUGGAGCCAGACCUUCGCUUGCAGCAGCAAUCUCGAGAUGCAGACAGUGAAACAGCAACCUUGAAGCUGAAUGGGGCUGAGCUGUGACCAGAUGAAGCAAACAUGAAGACCAACACCUUCCCAGGAGCCUCAUGGUUGGCCUCUGCCAU